UUGACUUGGUUGUUAAAUAAAAUGUUAAGAGAGAGAAAAGGAGAGGAGAGAGAGAGUGCGUUGUAGAGUAGGGCAACAAAACAAUGAAGAAGUCUUCAGGUGGCGCUGCCGAGAAGAAGCGCGUGCGACGCUCCUCCGCUCCAGAUCUCACCUCCGAUGCUCCUCCUAGGAAACAGGCUGCUAAGAAAGAUGUGUUUCAAGUGUUUGCUGAGAAGGUGAGAGACCAUAAGGAUUUGGUCUCGAGAUGGGCUGUUCUACAGGAGACGCGUGUUGAGUAUUUCAGAGGGAAGGAUUUCGCGAGCUUCUUGAAAAAUCAUCCCGAGGUCAAAGAUAUUCUAGAAUCAGAUAGGAACUUAGAAACUGAGGAUAUUGCCAACAUUCUACUUGCGAAAAAUCUUCUAGUGCGCUGUGAUCGAGUGGUUAAAACUGUUCGUCCUGGGAAGAAAAAGUUGUCUACUUGGCCUGCACAUUUAGAGAUUUUCCCUGAGCAAAUAUUUUCUGAAAAUGAUGCUUUUUUUGCGUGGACAUUUGCAAAACGGCAUCCACUUUGGCAAACGCUCCUCUCAUUUUUCUGGCCUGUGUUGACAUUGGCUAUUUGCCUAUUUCCCGUGUACCCUCAUCGCUGCAAGCUAUUAAUACUUUACUCAUGUGCUGGAAUACUUUUUCUGAUUCUCUCUCUACUUUUGAUAAGAGGUGCAAUAUUUGGUGCUUUAUAUAUUUUCCUUGGAAAGCGUGUCUGGUUUUUCCCCAAUAUCCUUGCUGAGGAAGCAACGCUGGGAGAGUUAUUCAGAUUUUGGCCUAAGAAAGAUGAAGAGGAAAGACCAAAGUGGACGACAAGGAUUUUCUAUGCUGUGGUAGCUGUGCUGUUCAUAUUAUUGCUUAGGCAUCAUGCUCCUGAUGAAGCUGCCAGAGCAAGAUAUCAGAAGAGGGUAUCUAACAUCAUUGAUGAUGUUCUGGAAUGGUCUCCUAGUUUAGCCUUGUCCGGGAUGAUGGAUAAGCAACAAAAUGUGUCUAAUGCCACAGGGUCCAGUGAUGCUGCCUCACAAGCAAGCCAAACAGGACCGGAGGAUGCAGCUCCGGCUGAUGGUAGUGAAACUUUCACAGAACAGUAUGAUACUGAAGAAGUCAUGGAUAACAUAGAGGAUGCUGGUGAAGAAGAUAAACAACAUCAUGAUUAAAGGGGUAAUCAUAUACCUAAAAUAUAUCUAGUGACUAGAUCACAUUUUUCCGUUUAUUCGAGUGUAAAAGUACCGUGUAUGAAAUUAUAACAGUAAUAGUGGUUCGCUUUUUAAAGGAUUAUGUUCUCCUUCGUCGCA
This is a messenger RNA of Lotus japonicus, 1316 nucleotides long. RefSeq lists its product as uncharacterized. Bases 84 to 1178 code for a protein of 364 amino acids. The transcript has 5 exons. Lineage: Eukaryota; Viridiplantae; Streptophyta; Magnoliopsida; Fabales; Fabaceae. Gene Ontology annotation, cellular component: endoplasmic reticulum membrane; endoplasmic reticulum. Gene Ontology annotation, biological process: post-translational protein targeting to membrane, translocation. The record is from RefSeq and is a predicted model, not a curated record.